UGUACAAAUAAUACAACAUCUACAUCUACUUCUACGACAACAACAUCAACAACAUCGACAAUAUCAAAUACACAAGCGACUACCAACCCUUUGUCGACUACAACUCCAACAUCAACAUCUCCUCCAAGAUCACCAAAGUCUUCAAAGCCAAGUUUCUAUCAAAGACCUCUACCUCCACAUUUGGUAGCCUUCUCCUCUGACGAUGGAAGGAAGUUAUUCAGAGAGUCCUUGCAAGAUGGUCACAUGGAAGGCUAUUUCGCCUUGUCCGAACAGUUUGUUUCACAGAGUGAGCCAGCGUUCUGUGGAUUGGCAACACUUGCAAUGGUACUCAAUGCACUAAAGAUUGACCCAAAGCGUCUUUGGAAGGGACCAUGGAGAUGGUUCGCUGAGGACAUGCUAGACUGCUGCGCACCAAUAGAGUCUGUAAAGAAGAGAGGUAUCACAUUCACAGAGUUUGCCUGUCUGUCCAAGUGCAAUGGCGCUACAGUCGCCUCACAUCGCGGUGACGAGGUCAACCUUGAGCAGUUCAGACGCGACCUGGUCGAAGCGUGCUCCAAGCCCAGCCAGCAUAUGGUGUUGUCCUACGAUCGCAAGACCCUCGGUCAAACCGGAUCGGGCCACUUCAGUCCCAUUGGAGGCUACCACCAGGCCUCGGACAAGGCGUUGAUCAUGGACGUUGCCCGCUUCAAAUACUCGCCUCAUUGGGUGCCAGUCCAGGUGCUCUUUGACUCGAUGCAGGUGCUUGACCCUGAGACCCAGAAGCCACGAGGCUACUUCAUCAUCACCUCUGAUCCCACCUAUCAGCCCUCCUUUUGCCACGUCAAGAACACCCUCUCCUGGGCCUCCAUCGCCGACGCCUUUAUCAAGAGUCUUCCAGAGACACUACACAGCAGCCAUCACAACAAUGUCCAAGAUGUCAUCAUCGAUAUAUUUAGACAUCUUCCAUCAGAGACAUUGUAUGUCUUGUGUGCUUAUUCACAUGAGCUACAUAAUAGACUGAAUAGGGAUGACUCAAAGAUAACUUGGAUCAACUUUUGGGAGGAGAUUGCAAAGACAAAGACACAUGCUACAUUGGAUGAACUGAUUAGGAGUGGCCGAAUCGAUUGGAGUGUCUCACAUCAACACGACUCUAGUCAACAACUGCGUGAGGUGUGCCACGAGAACCCUAUUGGACUGGCAUCGAUCCUGUUCCUCUCAUUCCCCGCACAUGUGUUUGGUGGACUGUCCAACGAACUACGUGAGGAGAUUGCCAACAUGCGCAAUCUAGACUGGAUGAAGAAGGACAUCAUCGAUGAAGUGAUGAGAAUACGUCAAGAGAUGUUCCAAGUUAGACAUAGUCCAUGUCAAUGUCCAGAGGACUCUAUGCAAUGCAAUGUGAAC
Messenger RNA from Acytostelium subglobosum LB1, 1380 nucleotides. RefSeq lists its product as hypothetical. The transcript has 3 exons. The annotation marks the transcript as partial. Gene Ontology annotation, molecular function: glutathione gamma-glutamylcysteinyltransferase activity; metal ion binding. NCBI's taxonomy places the organism in Eukaryota, Evosea, Eumycetozoa, Acytosteliales, Acytosteliaceae. Gene Ontology annotation, biological process: cellular detoxification of cadmium ion; phytochelatin biosynthetic process; detoxification of copper ion. The record is from RefSeq and is a predicted model, not a curated record.